GUAAAAAAAUUUUAUUACAAUUGUCAAAAAGAUGCCAAAAGAUAUAAAUAUAGGCAAAAAUGCAGUCGUUUGUAAGGACAUUGAAAUUAGGGGCGAAAUACAAAUUGGAGCUGGUACAAUUUUACAUCCUCAAUGUAAAAUUCUUGCCUUAAAAGGUCCAAUUAUCUUUGGUCAGAAUAAUAUCGUUGAGGAAAAUGUGACAAUAAUUAACAAUUCACAGACAGCUUUGACUAUCGGAAAUGAAAAUGUUUUUGAAGUAGGAUGCUACGUUGAAGGAACGAAAAUUGGGAACAGGAAUAUAAUAGAAGCAAAAGCAAGGAUCUUAGGCAAUACAUCUCUAGGUGACAAUUGUGUUAUUGGUGCUGUAUGUUCGACCAAGAAAGAUGAGGUCAUUCCAGAUAAUACAGUUAUAUUCGGUGAUCAUAACAACCGACGAACUCAAACAGCAUCAGCUAAUCAACAGUCCAGCUUGCAUACACGCCAUUUGGAUUAUCUUCGAGAAGUUUUGCCUAAAUUUAACCAUGUCGCAUCUGAUUCGCAGGAAGCUGUUACUCACUCUGCUCAUUCUACUCAUUCGAGAAAAGUAAAACAAACAGCUUCCCAUUAGAAUACAUAAUCAUAAGAGCUACAAACUUUUUAUUUAUUCUUAGCAUUUGUAUUUUAAAAGAACAAAUGUCAAUCAUCCAAUUUUUUUUAUGAACUUCAGUUUUAUUAUUUUUAUCGCUUUUAGUUUAUUUUAACACGUAGUCAUUAAUAAUUUCUUUCUUUGUUAUUAAGGAACAAUUAGACAGGAUUAAGGAGACAAUCAAAUAAAAGUGAGGAACCAAGAAUAAAGUU
This is a messenger RNA of Rhizophagus irregularis DAOM 181602=DAOM 197198, 837 nucleotides long. RefSeq lists its product as uncharacterized. Gene Ontology annotation, cellular component: dynactin complex. The record is from RefSeq and is a predicted model, not a curated record. Gene Ontology annotation, molecular function: dynein complex binding. NCBI's taxonomy places the organism in Eukaryota, Fungi, Glomeromycota, Glomeromycetes, Glomerales, Glomeraceae. Gene Ontology annotation, biological process: mitotic spindle organization.